AUGGUAGGAAAGAAUAAAGAGGAGGUGCAAAGGUUGAUAAAUCCAUGCGAAAUUAAUGUUGAAAUUAGAAAUAUUAAGGAAACUAAGAAAGGAAAUAUUGUACUACAGGAGAUAGAAAGACUCAAGAAAUCAGCAGAAAGUAAACUAAAAGGUAGACUCACGUUUGAAAGGGAUGGGGUUUUGUAUGGUAUAACGUGCGUUUACAGACCACCUCCAAUAUCAAAGAAAGACUUCACUCAUGAUUUGCACACUUAUUUGAAGCAUAUUAGUUCUGGUAAUAUUGAAAUAUUUCUGGGGGAUAUUAACAUAAAUAUUCUGGAUAAUAAGGACACUCUGGGACUUGCUGUUGAAACCAACAGAAACAAUAAUUGCCAAAAGAGUAUCAAUUCCAUAAAAAAUAAAACCAUGGAUAAGCAAUGGAAUUAUUUUUUCAGUGAAAAAAGGGAUAAAAUGAACAAGAGACUUCUAGCACAUUUUAGUUUGUCUUUGGAAAAUCAGUACAAGGAUUAUCGUAAUAAACUAAAUAAAUUAAUACGCAAACAAAAGAAUAAUUACUAUAGAAUGCAAAUGGAAAAAAAUAAAAAUAACAUGAAAAAACUGUAUGACGUCAUAAAGGAUGCAACGUACGAAAAGAGUUACAAAGGUCAAUCUUAUAUUUCUAUAAAUGAUAAUGAUGGCAACCAGUUUACUGAUUCUAUUGAAAUGGUAAAUUUUUUUGUAAUGAAUAUUUUAUUGAUGUGGGUGUUAACAUGGAGUGGACAAUUCCCACUCCUCAAUCUGAGUGUAAAUUAG
This is a messenger RNA of Acanthoscelides obtectus, 792 nucleotides long. NCBI's taxonomy places the organism in Eukaryota, Metazoa, Arthropoda, Insecta, Coleoptera, Chrysomelidae. The record is from the annotation of a GenBank genome assembly.